Molecule: messenger RNA, 1147 nt
Organism: Caenorhabditis elegans
Lineage: Eukaryota; Metazoa; Nematoda; Chromadorea; Rhabditida; Rhabditidae
Gene: sre-14
Product: Serpentine Receptor, class E (Epsilon)
Exons: 8
Coding region: 5-1048 (347 amino acids)
Biological process (GO): sensory perception of chemical stimulus
Cellular component (GO): membrane
Source: RefSeq, marked reviewed
AGAGAUGAUUCUUUCAUUCAACUACACCGCGGCACAAGAAGAUAAUACUCUCGAAUAUUUCAAUUUGGGAUUCGUCAUCAUUAUUUUUAUCAAUAUUGUCUCAAUCCUCUACUACCUAGUAAAUGUUUCAAUUGACAUUCGAAUUGGAAAAUUUGACACGAAUGUUAUAAAAAUCCACCAAUUUAUCUACAUCACUUGCCCCAUUGGAUCAAUUGUUAUGAUUGCUCAAAAAGUGAUGAUCAUUGCAAAAAUACCGGGAGGAUAUGAUUAUGACUAUCCAACAUUUCAAUUUCUACACCAUCUAAGAACUUCCACUGUAUUUCCAGGAUUAAUAUGCUUGACUGCUUUCGUGAUAGAACGGUUUUUGGCCACAUUGUACUUGAAGGAUUAUGAGCGUAAAAAUAGAUGGUGGAUUGGGAUUAUAAUUGGAAUCGGGUUGUACACAGCAGGAGGUCUUUUGGCAUAUUCACUGGCAAUUGUUGCAACAAGUUUCUACCACACAGUUUUUCUACUUGUUUUGAGUGCGACUAGUUGCUUGGGUAACAUGUUGAACUACAAAAUAAAUCAGAAAUACUAUCGAGCCUGCCAACAAAGUUACAACGGGAAAUACUGUUUGGCUGAAAGGUAUCAGAUUUCUGAUAAUAUUCAUUUUUACUUUUUUUUCAUUCGGUUUGCUUCAAGUAUCUUCUUCUUCACAAUUCUCUGUCCGGUUCUGAUGUUAGUGGCCAGUUUUGAAAUAGAUUGGUUCUACCGGAAUCUCUGCAUCACUUUGUUCGAGUUGAGCUUCAGCGUAUACACAAUACUUACACCUUAUAUUAUAUACAAGUUCAAUAUUCGGUGGCAUCAAGAGUUCAAGAGAGUUUUGUCGAAGAUAACCGCCCGUUUCAAAACAAAACGAAUCGACGUGACAGAAAUCGGACCCGAAGCGAGUAAUCUCAAUUUGCGAAACACUUUCGGAGUUGAGAUGAAUAUUGAUAUCAAAAGACAGUCGGAUACUUAUUUCGAACAAUUGAAUUCAUCCUGGAGUAUGCAGAAACCUUGCUUAUAAUUAUUUAUAUCUUGAGUUUGUGAUAUAACAUUUAAUUCUUCAAUCAUAUCCUGUUAUCUUUCGGGUACAUUAAUUACAAUAAAAAGUUUUUAAUCAAAU